GAUAUUUUUUAUUUUCACUCUUUUUGUAUCUUCAUCAAAUUUUAACGAAAUCUUUAUUACAACAUGAAUUCGCAAUCUGUAUCCAAUAUUUUUAAAAUCUUGAGAGCCGUUGAAAUCUUAAUUGUUUUCAUCUGCUUUAUUUUAGAAAUUGUCGAAUAUGCAGCAUUUCAAAUAUUCUACAUAGAUCAAGGUUUUAACGGAUCGGCUUAUUUCAAUGCCGACAUAAACAAAUCCAUGAAAGAUGAUAAUGUCGUAUAUUAUAAUGGGACAAAAAUAUUUUUUUAUAUUGUUCUAAUAAUAACUUUAGCAGAUAGUGGAUUUUAUUUAUCAAGAUUUUGUCGUUUUUAUAUGGGUCCAUAUAAACGAGAUAUUUCUAUUAAUGCAUUUUUCAUGACAUUAUGGUUAACAUCCGGUAUAGCAAACAUUUAUCCAUCAUUUAAAGGAUAUGGAUAUACUUGCGAUAAUUUACCUGUAAUAGGGGAAGAUACAAAUUUAACCGACGCUGUCGCCCGCGAGUGUAAAGCUAAAGUGAUGCUUAUAUCACUUGGCUGGAUUAAUGGGUUUCUUUUCCUUGCAACAACCUUAAUAGCAUUGAAAUUAUGGAAAGAAAGACAAGAAAGAUAUGAAGGUGAAAGAAGAGUUGAAGCUUUAGGAGAAGUGAUUUACAAAUAUAAACCACGUCCUAAUACGAUAGUUCAAAUUGAUGAACCUGAACAAGUUAUGAUUUAUAAAACUUAUAGUAAAAAGGAAAUGAAGAGAGGAACACCAAUUUAUAUCAUAAAAACUUCUCAAAAUCCCAUCUAAAAAAAAGGAAUUACUUGAAAGUUUUUUUUUUAUACAUUUUUAUAAAAAUAACUUUCGCCUGAGAUGUUUUUUAAUGAUACCCCCCCUUUAAUCCACGAUUUCACGAUUUAAUAAUAUAAAUACCAUUUUUCCCCACUUGUAUCUAUACAGUACAGUAAUAGUAUUAGCAUAUAACUGUAAUUUUUAAUUGUAAAUUAUUCAUUUUUUUUUUCCUUUUUUUUGGCAUUUAUCCCAUGCAUCCCAUUCAUUCACAUUUACUCAUAUUUUCAUUUCAUGGUCAGACUGGCAGGAACAGAUUUGAAUUUGUGCGGCUUUUUUUUUCUCAAUAUUGAUUUCUUUUAUAUGUCAUAUUAUAUAAUUGUUAUAUUAUAAAUAAUAAAUUGCGGUUUGAUUUUUUAAUGAUUUUAUAAAAAAGUAUAUGUAUUUCCUAUUACAUGGAUUUAAACUUU
Molecule: messenger RNA, 1253 nt
Organism: Rhizophagus irregularis DAOM 181602=DAOM 197198
Lineage: Eukaryota; Fungi; Glomeromycota; Glomeromycetes; Glomerales; Glomeraceae
Source: RefSeq, a predicted model, not a curated record